This is a messenger RNA of Asparagus officinalis (garden asparagus), 1779 nucleotides long. Its product is annotated as glucan endo-1,3-beta-glucosidase 9. Gene Ontology annotation, cellular component: plasma membrane. Bases 80 to 1570 code for a protein of 496 amino acids. Gene Ontology annotation, molecular function: hydrolase activity, hydrolyzing O-glycosyl compounds. Lineage: Eukaryota; Viridiplantae; Streptophyta; Magnoliopsida; Asparagales; Asparagaceae. The record is from RefSeq and is a predicted model, not a curated record. The transcript is spliced from 2 exons. Gene Ontology annotation, biological process: carbohydrate metabolic process.
CUCGCCACACUGGACUAAACUGAGCCCUACUUUAGAGCUUCAACCAUUUUUUCCCAACAAAACCCCAACCAAACCCCAAAUGCGAUCCAAUCACCGCCCGGUCAUCCUCCUCCUCCUCUCCCCCCUCCUCUUCUCCCUCACCACCGCCCUCGGCUUCAACUGGGGGACCUCGUCAUCCCACCCUCUCCCCCCUUCAAAGGUGGUGACCGGACUCCUGCGAGCCAACAACAUCACCAAGGUCAAGCUCGCCGACGCCAAUGCCGAUGUGCUCGAGAGCUUGUCGGGGACUGGAAUCAGCGUGAUCGUCGGGGUCCCUAAUGAGAUGCUCGAAACCCUAAACUCGUCGAAGAAGGCGGCGGAGAGCUGGGUUCAUGAUAAUGUGACCAGAUACUUCUCGGGCGGUGGGGUCGGCAGCGGAGUCCGAAUCGAGUAUAUUGCAAUAGGUGAUGAGCCGUUUCUUCUCAGCUACGGGCAGCAGUUUCAGCCCUUUGUAAUUGGCGCUGCAAUGAACAUUCAGCUUGCCCUCAUCACAGCCAAAUUAACAAACAAGAUCAAAGUUAUCGUCCCUUGCAGUUUUGAUGUGUUCGAAUACAACUCCACCAAUGUGCUCAACUCCAACUCUACUGUCAACAGCUCUUCUACAAUUCCACUCCCUUCAAAGGCUCAUUUCAGAAACGAUCUCAACAAAACCAUUACCGAACUACUCUUUUUCCUUAAAAAGCAAGGUUCUCCCUUCGUUGUUGACUUUAAUCCCUUUUCCAGUUUUCAGCAAAGCAAGAACCUCUCCAUUGAUUACUUCCUUUUUCACCCGAAGGCACGUGCAAUCACUGAUGGCCAUAACAAAUAUAAUAACUUCUUCGAUGCAAGCAUAGACACUAUGGUCACAUCUCUAUCAAAGACUGGAUUCGGUGAAAUGGAAAUUAUAAUCGGGAGAAUUGGAUGGCCAACUGAUGGUGCAAUUAAUGCAACUACUGCCAUUGCUGAGAAAUUUAUGAAAGGUCUCGUUGAUCAUUUACACAGCAAAGAUAUAAAGAAGCAUCCUCUUGAAACCUACAUCUUCAGUCUUUUAGAUGAAGACCAACGUAGCAUAACCACUGGAAACAUCGAGAGACACUGGGGACUCUUCACCUUUGAUGGCCAAGCUAAGUACAACGUAGACUUAGGCCAAGGCUCAAAGGAAUUAGUUAAUGCUCACAAUGUGGAUUACCUUCCCUCAAAGUGGUGCGUUGUGAACAAUAACAAGGAUUUAUCAAACGUUUCUGCGAGUUUUAUGGAUGCAUGUUCAAAUGCUGAUUGUACUGCUUUAUCACCAGGGGGUUCUUGUGCUGGCGUUGGUUGGCCUGGGAAUAUUUCAUAUGCUUUUAAUAGUUAUUAUCAGCAACAUGAUCAGAGGGGCGAUAGUUGUGAUUUCGGUGGUUUGGGUUUGAUUACUACCGUUGAUCCAUCGAUUGGGAACUGUAGAUAUGCGAUUACUUUACGAACAUCUUUCGCACCUGAUAAAGAUGGGAGAUUAGUACGGUGGACUAUGGUUUUGAGUGUUAGUACUUUUCUUGCUUUUACUUGGUUUUGACUUCUUGAUGUAUUCUGAGUUGCAUGUUGAGCAUAUGUUGAAGAUCAAAACUAUGGCGAGAGAUUCUAAUUUUGUUGUAAUGAUCAGAAAGGGAUUAACUGGGCUCUUUGUAUAUUCAUUUUCAUUGUCUUUAUCUUGGACAAGCACAUGGUCAUUCUUUGAUGAAGAGGCAACUGUUGUAUAAAGAGCAUGAGAUGUGUGUAAUGUGA